Striga asiatica is the source of this 534-nucleotide messenger RNA. Lineage: Eukaryota; Viridiplantae; Streptophyta; Magnoliopsida; Lamiales; Orobanchaceae. The record is from the annotation of a GenBank genome assembly.
AUGGAGCUCCAGCAUAUUGAGGAGUCUCCACAUAUGGGCUCUGAAAUAUCGAGCCACAAGGACAUUAACAAAAAGGACAUAUCAGAAUUGAUAACAAUGAUAUAUCGUGAAAGGACAAGCGAAUAUUCAAAGAAAGCAAACCAGCUGACAAACGCGGGAGAGGCAACAAACGGCACGCCUAAGUACAUCACCUUCUUCCCAAGCUCUUUUGCUGCCUGCCUUGACAUUGGAAAGCUUUGCUACUUCAGCCUCAGCUUGACGAAUGAACUCGUCUUUGUUUCCUUGGACAUAAAGGUUGAGUCUAUCUUUAAGUAUACCGGCAAAAUUCAUACCCGCAUUUUUUCCUGCAACUUUUUGACAUCAACCGAUUCUUCUGUGGAAAUAUCCAAGGAAGCCAUUGAUGCCAUGGCAAGCUGGCCAAUGUAUUCCUCAAAAAGCUCACUUCCGAACAGCAUAGCAAAAAUUGCUGCAGGAUCGAUAAUCGAAUCUCUGAAAAGAAACAAUGAUGAAAAAAAUGCAAUCCGAGUAGCGUGA